Molecule: messenger RNA, 7797 nt
Organism: Siniperca chuatsi (mandarin fish)
Lineage: Eukaryota; Metazoa; Chordata; Actinopteri; Centrarchiformes; Sinipercidae
Product: lysophosphatidylcholine acyltransferase 1
Exons: 14
Coding region: 558-2192 (544 amino acids)
Molecular function (GO): calcium ion binding
Source: RefSeq, a predicted model, not a curated record
AGCUUUGCAAACGUGUUUGUUGUAGGGCUAUUGUAUGGGUUUUCCUUAGCCUUCUUUGUACAUGAGUUGCUUAUAUGUUGUCCAUGCCCUCCAAUUAAAAAGUAUUGCACAUCUAUGCUGUAAUAUUGAAAUUACGAUGUGUUGGACAGUUUUGAAGGCAUCAUCACAUCGUGCUAGGCACAAUGAUUAGGAUACGAAGGAUGUGUCCUGCGCAUGCGCACAGUCAGAAGCGGAAUCGUGGCUGUGUUAGCAUCUAGAGCUAGCGGACUGGUUGGGGAACACGGUGUGGAGGAAGGCGUCCUGCGCACUGUAGGCAGAAAGAUAUCGGCGACUUCAAAUAUCCCCAGCUAAUCCUUGAGCUAACCAUUAUCCCUCCAUGCUGUCCGGGAAAGGAAGAUAACUGUAAUAACCCCGCACUGCCAAUUAGCCACCGUGCAAGACAGAUAGGCUGGGAACUGCGUUUUGCAUAUAGAGUCUUCCUUUCUGACAGAAUCACUUUUCUGUUUUGAAUAUUAAGAAUAUAGCUGCAACCUCGACUAACCUUACUUCUUGUAAGAAUGAGGUUGCCGAGCAACAGACAAUGUGCGAUGGAAGGAGAUGGAAAGAAGAUGGACCAAGCUCCUCCGUUCAGAAACCCUUUUGUGCACGUCUUGAAAUUCACCCCUCUGGAAAAGGCAAAGAUUGCAUUAAUGACAGUCACACUGUUCCCCAUCCGUCUGCUCAUGGCUGCAUUCAUGAUGCUGCUGGCUUGGCCUUUUGCCUUCCUGGCCUCAGUAGGGCGCUCAGAGACCACCGUCGAACCCCAGUGCCUCUGGAGGAGACUGGUGGACAUAAUUCUGAAGAUCAUCAUGCGGGUCAUGUGGUUUGCGGGAGGUUUCCAUUGGAUGACCGUGAAAGGGCGAAGAGCAUUGCCUGCAGAAGCACCCAUCCUCACUCUGGCACCCCACUCUUCGUACUUUGAUGCCAUUCCAGUCACAAUGACAAUGGCCUCAAUUGUCAUGAAGGCUGAGAGCAAGGAUAUACCUCUCUGGGGCACUUUGAUUAAGUACAUCAGGCCAGUGUUUGUAUCACGGUCAGACCAGGACUCCAGAAAGAAGACUGUGGAGGAGAUCAAACGCAGAGCCCACUCUGGGGGGGAAUGGCCUCAGAUCAUGAUUUUUCCAGAAGGAACAUGCACCAAUAGAUCAUGUCUAAUCACCUUUAAGCCAGGGGCCUUCAUCCCAACUGUACCAGUGCAGCCUGUGGUAAUUCGUUACCCUAAUAAACUGGACACAAUCACAUGGACGUGGCAAGGGCCUGGAGCGUUUGAAAUCUUGUGGCUGACACUCUGCCAGUUGCACAACGAGUUUGUGAUCGAGUUUCUUCCAAUCUACGCACCCUCAGAGGAGGAGAAAAAGAACCCUGCUCUCUUUGCUAUCAAUGUGAGACGUGUCAUGGCCAAAGCCCUGGGGGUACCCAUCACAGAUUAUUCAUUUGAAGACUGCCAGCUGGCCAUGGCAGAAGGCCAGCUGAAACUGCCAGUCGACACCUGUCUGCUGGAGUAUGCCAAGCUCAUCAGGAGACUGGGGUUGAAACCCCGGAACACUGAGAAGGUUCUGCAGGAGUAUGGGAACAGAGCCAGGAAGCUGGAGGGGCGGAAGCUGGACUUGGAUGACUUUGCUCAGUUCCUCGAUAUGCCAGUUUCAGACAUGCUGCGAGACAUGUUCGCUCUUUUUGAUGAGCAUGACGAUAACUGUAUGGAUAUCAGAGAAUAUGUGAUAGCCUUAUCUGUCGUAUGCAGACCUGCCAAAACUCUGGAAACAAUGAAAUUGGCCUUCAAGAUGUUUGAGGCAGAGGAGGACGGUGCCAUCACAGAGAUGGAGUUGGCAGUUAUCCUGAAGACGGCUUUAGGAGUGACUCACCUCAGCGUGUCACGUCUGUUUACUGCCAUCGAUGCUAAAGACACGGGGAAGAUCACAUUUGACAAGUUCAGAAGCUUUGUGGAGCAGCACCCAGACUUUGCUGAGGAGUACCUGUACAUGGAAAACGCAGGACUCCACAGCAGUCCCUGCCAUGGUCACCAAACAAAGCCCAGCCUGUCUUCCCCGAACCUGCAAGGCACUGCCACCACCAAAACAGCCAAUGGUAUCUGCCCUGACUUCAGCCCCAAUGACCAUGGCACAAUAGAUGGACUGCUCAAGAAACACAACUAAAAGGGUUUAAAAAUGUAGUGGGAGCAAACUAACACCUCUCCUGGUGAGAGGGUGUUGUGUGUGGGUGGGCGGAGGUUAGUUACUUGUUAGUUAGUAACUUGUUUGAACAGUAAGGGACUACAUUUCAGUAACCACAACUACAAAAAUGAAGAAGUUUACCUUACCCUUUUUUAUUAGUAUUGUGUCCAUGAAAUUCCUGAGGUUUUUUUCAGCCUGUUUAUUUUGUUAUAAAUUCCUUUUUUUUAUUUUUUCAUAGCAAGGAUUGUCAAAAUGCCAAACAAUGGCUGUUUCAGAAACAAUGCUUGAAUACUUGAAGGGCAAGCAUUUAUAAAAAAAUCCUGGAGCAAAUGUUUUAUUUAUUUAUUUUUUUGCUUUUCCCUCCAACAUAGUACUAACUGUGCAUGUUUUUAACAUGAGGGAAGCAAGAAAAAAAACAGUGAAGAUACCUAAUUCUUAGUGAAAUCAGUGUUCGAUUCUCUUUUAUUUGUAACUGUUAUGUAUUUUCUCUCUUUAAUGGUAGCUGCCUUUUUAACUGAAAGUGCAGAAUGCAUGGGCUCAUGUCAUUUUGAGCAGUACUGAGGAUUAUUUAUCUAAAGAAGGAAUGCCUGAGAGUACCAGUGACAAUUGUGACUACUCUAAGUGUUUAGCUACAGCAGCCACAUUUGAGGUGAACUCAGGUCUCUGUGAGUUGACGGCUAUAAUUGCUAUGAGCCUGUUAUGCAGUGCAUCCGGAAAGUAUUCACAGCACUUCACCUUUUCCACAUUUUGUUAUGAUACAGCCUUAUUCCAAAAUGGAUUAAAUUCAUUAUUUUCUUCAAAAUUCUACAAACAAUACCCCAUAAUGACAACGUGAAAGAAGUUUUGUUUUGAAAUCUUUGCAAAGUUAUUAAAAAUAAACGAAAAAAUCACAUGUACAUAAGUAUUCACAGCCUUUGCCAUGACACUCAAUUGAGCUCAGGUGCAUCCUGUUUCCACUGAUCAUCCUUGAGAUGUUUCUACAACUUGAUUGGAGUUGACCUGUGGUAAAUUCAGUUGAUUGGACAUGAUUUGGAAAGGCACACACCUGUCUAUAUAAGGUCCCACAGUUAACAGUGCAUGUCAGAGCACAAACCAAGCCAUGAAGUCCAAGGAAUUGUCUGUAGAUCUCUGAGACAGGAUUGUAUUGAGGCACACAUCUGAGAAAGGGUACAGAAAAAUUUCUGCAGCAUUGAAGGUCCCAAUGAGCACAGUGGCCUCCAUCAUCUGUAAAUGGAAGAAGUUUGGAACCACCAGGACUCUUCCUAGAGCUUGCCGCCCGGCCAAACUGAGCAAUCGGGGAGAAGGGCCUUAGUCAGGGAGGCGACCAAGAACCCGAUGGUCACUCUGACAGAGCUCCAGCGUUUCUCUGUGGAGAGAGGAGAACCUUCCAGAAGAACAACCAUCUCUGCAGCACUCCACCAAUCAGGCCUGUAUGGUAGAGUGGCCAGACGGAAGCCACUCCUCAGUAAAAGGCACGUGACAGCCCGCCUGGAGUUUGCCAAAAGGCACCUGAAGGACUCUAAGACCAUGAGAAACAAAAUUCUCUGGUCUGCUGAAACAAAGAUUGAACUCUUUGGCCUGAAUGGCAAGCGUCAUGUCUGGAGGAAACCAGGCAGCGCUCAUCACCUCAGCAUGGUAGUGGCAGCAUUAUGCUGUGGGGAUGUUUUUCAACGGCAGGAACUGGGAGACUAGUCAGGAUUGAGGGAAAGAUGAAUGCAGCAAUGUACAGAGAACUUCCUUGAUGAAAACCGGCUCCAGAGUGCUCUGGACAACUGUCUGGGACAACUCUGUGAAUAUUCUUGAGUGGCCCAGCCAGAGCCCAGACUUGAACCCGACUGAACAUCUCUGGAGAGAUCUGAAAAUGGCUGUGCACUGAUGCUCCCCAUCCAGCCUGAUGGAGCUUCAUCAGGCUCCUGAAGGUCCUGCAAAGAAGAAUGGGAGAAACUGCCUAAAAAUAGGUGUGCAAAGCUUGUAGCAUCAUACUCAAAAAAAAAAAAAAAACUUGAGGCUGUAAUUGGUGCAAAAUUUGCUUCAACAAAGUAUUGAGCAAAGGCUGUGAAUACUUAUUUAUAUGUGAUUUAUUUUUGUUUGUUUGUGGGUUUUUUUAUAUAAAUUUGCAAAGAUUUCAAGCAAACUUCUUUCACGUUGUCAUUACGGGGUAUUGUACGCGCAAAAUAAUGAAUUUAAUGCAUUUUGGAAUAAGGCUGUAACAACAAUGUGGAGAAAGUGAAGAGCUUUGAAUACUUUCCGGAUGCACUGUAUAUACAAUGAUAUUUGAUUUAGCUCAGGGUUUAGUGACAAAAAUGAAAAAUUGUAUGAUGUCAUCAUUUUUGACGCUCACUGGGUUAUGUGCAUUGCUUUUUUUUCUUACAUCAGUACUUUUCUGCCCAGUUAUUCCUCAUUCACAUUAACUUCACCAAUGUUAUUUCUUUCAGGUUGGCAAAUUCAAGUGUCUAUUUUUUUUUUUUUUUUUUUUUUUUUGUUGUUGUUGAAAUUACAAAACGUGGACCAAAAAUGCAUUGGGUGAUUUAAUGUCACCUGUCUUGUUUGUACUGUCCUUCUCAGUCAGUGUAAUGGCUAUAAAGGGGGGAAAGUCACAAUGUGUGGCCAGUGAAAGCACAUUCAGUUAGGUGGCUUUGUUGGGUAUUCUAAAGGCAAGGUCAGACUACUUCCCUUUCUGCUGUACACUGCUACAUUUUUAAUCAUUCCUACCCUUUUCACAGCAUGUUAUUCCUCAGUCUGUUCCAGUAUGUGUUGGAAGGAUGUAACACUUAAACAUUGCCCCCUUAGUCACCUGUAAAUUUGACAUUCAUGCUAUGUUUCAGAUGUGCAUGGGAGAAACUGUGAUGUUUUUAUUCACUAACAAUCAUGUUUUAAAAGAGAUCCAAGCACCUUUGCAUCUAAUCACAUUUGAGGGACCAGACUGGAAUUGGAAAAUAUCCACCUGUGGUCAUAUGUAUGCCCUGUUUAUAAGUUUUCGCUAAUGGUGGUAUAACUGGCACAAAAAUAUUUGUUGCUGAAUGUGUUUUAAUUACUUCUUAGUACCAUAAAAUGUGUUUAACAUCAUUAAACAUAUUUCAUAUUGAAUUAAAAUGAAGGGAUAUUUAAGACUACACAUUUUAUCUCAAAUCAGGCCAAUAGUAGAGCUGUUCAUUAGUCUUUAGUGGUCUUUAAAUGAUUGGUUUUAGGACCCAGUUACCUUGAUUAAUAUGGGAAAGAAAUUCUCCCCUAACAUUUUUUUGAUUUGUCCAUUACUCUGUUCUUUGAUGUCUGAUCUUAAUUCAACAAACUUGAAAUUACAAUCAACUUUUGGACGUGUUGACAAAACAUUUCACACACAAUGAUGCUCAUUUCAAUCAUUUGCCAACAAUUAAUUGGCUGGUUUUCAUAUUCUUUCUGUCUCUGGAAGCACACAAAAUGACCUAAUGCUUAAAAAAAAACACAAAAUGAAAGGUAGAUUAUGCUGCAACUUCUCUCAAAUUGUACAGUGCUUUAGGUCAUGCCAUUUUAUGGCAACUAUUUGUUAAAGGGAAUACCUAUCCUGAACAGAUGAAAUGCAUUAGAAUCUGUUUGUAGCCAGUUGUACCUGGGUUCAUGGUUUGAUUCUGUUCAUUUUUAGUUAUGGAUAUCACAUAAGGAUUUUACAACUUAAUGUUUUGGGUUUUUUUUUUUUUUGUUUCUGUCGGUGAGCCUCACAUUCCCACCACAUUCAUAACCAUGCAUACUAUACAAGUAUCCCCGUUAUAGCUUUCAGUGAAGCAAUAUUUCACAUCUCUUAAGCCUUCUCAAGAUGUAUGCUUUUGAAGAGUUCUGAUAUGUAUUUUGAAUAUUCCAAAUGCAGGACAUUUUGUGAAUUUUUGAUAUACGUAUAUGAAUGAUUUUUAUUUUCACUGCCAUGACAAAGAUCUGUGAUCUUCUCUCCUCUGCAGAUUGUAUUGAUGGUGAAAAAUGAGCCACAUUUCUUUUUCCCUUUGUAUAAUACUGCAAUUGUUUUGUGCUGUAUUCCUCCUAAACAGUGUAAAGUUUUAUUGUUGUUAUAUUACUAUUAUUAUUACUUAUGACUGCUUAGAAACAAAAUGCAGAUUUCUUAUGGAAACCGAUAGCCUUGAAUCUAUAGAAUUUUUAUGCUAAAAAAAGAGAAUGUAUAGACAAUCUUGUCACAAUCAGAAGCUACUCAAAGCGCUGAUCUCCAGUGGAUAUUUUACGAAGAAAUCAUGGUUUUCAAAUUUUUAUCCUGUUAGAAUCCUCUCUCCAUUGACUGUUUUAUGCUUAAGGUGUGCAGGUUGAAAUAAGCAAAGUGUGAGUGUGUCAGGCCUUGAGGUGAUGUCUGCCACCACAUGACGGGCCGCACCACACAAACACUCCAGACGCACAUAUAAACUAACAUAUGUUAAAUCACAGUCUGAGUAUUUCCCCCCUUAGUAUUUUUUAAAUUAUGCGUAUUUGUGCUUGCACUUUAGAUUAUUUUCUUUAUUUUUUAAAGAAAUACCACAUUGCUGUAAAGCAUGUUAAGUUUGUAGGUAACAGUAUUGUAGCUCAGUUUUGUUAAUGUGUAUAGUUUUUUUUACAUUUGUUCAUUUGCUGCAAUAAUGGGAGCACAGAGGAAAUUUAGAAUCACACAUUAAAGGAAGCUACCCCUUGCCCCACAUUUGUUUUUGUACUGUAAGAAAGAGUUUGGUUAGUUUAAACCCACUUUUUAGACCUACUUUUCUCCUUUUAUAUCAGGAUUGUGGAAAUUUUGUAGCUUCAAAUGUGCAGGACUUAGCCACAACCUAUAGAUUUGAAGGACAAAAAACAGUUUGCACCGUGGAAUGGAUAAGUAUUAAAUGUGCUCCUAAGUCAUGUGAUUUUACAAGUGGUUAAUUACACAAUUCACUCUGUAUGUACAAGAGAAACCAUACUGUUUUUGUACAUAGGUGGGGAAUCUGAUUUAUGAAUUACAACUGAAACAAAGAAUUGAUAUUCAAUACCUGACCCAGAAUGAAAUGUAUUGAGCCACAGUAACUCCUCAUGCAGUUUUGUUUGUUUAUUUUAAACAUAAAUGUCCAUUUGAAGGUCUAAAGGAUAUAUUUCAUCAGCAAGUCAAAUAUGUACAUUUAUAUAUUCAAUAGUUACAUUAAGAACAAUUCCACAUUGGCGCUGUAUGAAAAUACUGGUUCGAUUUCUUUUCACACUUGUUUCACUUCCCUUUAUUUCAAAUACCUCAGUAGAGGAGAAUCUCAAUUUUUCUACUUGUUGUCAGUCUGAGAAAAUAUAAACCUGCAAGAGAUAAACUUGUAUGUAUGCUACUGCUGCCUGCUUACCGCAGUUUGUCCAGCAGUGAGCCUAGGACGAAAGACUUGUGUACUCGGACAGAGCGAUAGAAUCUUUCUGAUGGCUCAUUGUCUGUGGACCAAGAAACUGAACUCUGUUUUCUCUGUGGCUUUACUUCAUGUCUUUUUCUAUACUCAACAGGUUUUAUUUUAUUAAUGCAUUUUGAUGAUGAAGAGUCAUUACUGCAAGCUACUUUGAAUUUGUCUCUUCAGGACUGCUAUGAUAUAACUUGUUAAUGUGACUCUUGGAUCGAAUUAAAAAAACGUUAACACGC